Messenger RNA from Nicotiana attenuata, 2593 nucleotides. RefSeq lists its product as uncharacterized. The transcript has 11 exons. The coding region runs from base 568 to 2301 and encodes 577 amino acids. NCBI's taxonomy places the organism in Eukaryota, Viridiplantae, Streptophyta, Magnoliopsida, Solanales, Solanaceae. The record is from RefSeq and is a predicted model, not a curated record.
UUUCUUAGCUCAUCCACAUUCGCUUUCUGCUGUCCAACCAAACUUUCUCUUCUAUCCAACUGAAGUAAAGUCAAGCCAUGCUUUUUAUGUUACAGGUGUCAUUAAAUUUUCUUCCCUGAAUUAUGUAGUACCCUUGAGGGGAAAGUAUCUUUUUUAUUGAAUAUCAUAUCAAAUUCUCUCAAAUGCCAGGAACAAUCCAAGUUUCAGUGUUGGAUUUCAAGAACAUUUCAUCUCCAGCACCAUCUUCCUCAAUUUGCUUAUGGGUUUCUAUGGGGAAGAGAGCAUACCAAACGUGGGACAAAGGAGAUUUCUCAUUCCCAUUAACGACAUUUCGCGAAAAUUUGGUUGUUAGACUUCAGGAUGCUGAGGGAAACGAGAUAUCACGUGCAGAAGUUCAGACCUUAUCGAUAGUUGAGAAGGGUUAUUGGGACGAUUUUUUCCAACUUGAAGGAGGUGAUUAUGUACAUAUGAAGUUGCAAUUCAUUCUCAGUGAAGAUGAACGCAACCGAAUUCGUAAUGUGAGAGAAUCUGCUCUGAAGAAGAAAAAAUACAUAGUUCCUGCAACAAAUGUUGAAUAUAAAGGAACAACAAUUCCUGUGGGAGAUACAUUUGCAUCAUCUCCGCCCAUCAGAAGGAAGUUUUCAGAAUGCCACAGAUAGAAGUGAAGCAACCUCAUCUUCACCUGUGAAAGAAAUGGUUCAAAUACAAUAUUCUGAGCCUGACAGACCAUCAGCUAAGAAGCUUCAAACUCCGGUAAUACGUGAUUAUAUUUCUAUAAAACCUGUUAAUGAGCAAGAUGCUCAGUCUAUGUUGAAGAAGGAUGUAGCUGCAAAGAAAGAGUCUGUGCCUCAAAAGACAAUUAUUGAUCCAUUUAAUAAAUCUGAGGAUCAAAGUGCUCAGUCUAUGUUGAAGAUAGAUCUUGCUGCAAAGAAAGAGUCCAUAUCCCAAACGAAGAUUGUUGAUCCAUCUAAUAAACCUGGGGAUCAAGGUGUAUUGAAGAAAACUCCUAGCAGUGUCAGGAAUAUGAUAAGUGCCUUUGAAACCGGCCUUGCUCAGAAGAAGGGGAGAAGAUCGCUUACAAGGAAUCGAGCAUCAAAAUCCCAACCAAAUUUAGUUGGAAUAGGAGGCUCCGUAAAAGAUUUGUAUCCAGAGGACACUGCAAGGCCUAAUAAGAUGAGUGCACUAAGAGUAGCAAGACCUCUUAAUGGGAACUUGCCAGAACCUCAAAGUAAUAUUGGCAAAAGAGGGGAAAUUAGUUUUCCUGAGCAAGAUAUUGUUGGUAAAGGACAGCCCGUGUUCCAUGAAAAGUUGAAGCAGUCAAGUGUGCACAUUGUCACAUUUAAUGAAGCAGGCUCAAGUCAGCAAGAAACUUUAAGAUCUGCUGAAAAGGAGUCUAAUACUGGAGCUACUUCACCUGUAGAUUUGAUGAGAGGAGAAAGUAGUUCACUUGAGCAAGAUAUUGUUGGUACUGGACAGCCCGUGUUCCAUGAGCAGUUGAAACAGUCAAGUGUGGACAUUGUCCCAUUUAAUGAAGCAGGCUCAAGUCAGCAGGAUACCUUAAGAUCUGCUAAAAAGGAGUCAAAUGCUGUAACUACUUCACCUGUGGAUUUGAUGAGAUUAUCCAACCUGGAAACAGCUACUAGCUCCCAAAUAAUUAAUGUGGCUCAUUCAGAUAUGCUGAAAGCUAAUAAUUUAGCUGCUGACCAAGAUCGUUCUAAUGAUCCUUCAGUUGCAGAACAACAAAACAGAGAAAUUAGAUCAGAGGCUUUACUAGAAGUUCAUAUUGAAAGGGUUUCAAAUGAGAAACCAAAAUUAAUAGCGUAUUGCGAAAAUGAGCAUUAUGACUCUGAAAAUUCUGGUGUAUGGAUAUUUCCGGAUAACAAAAAUCGUGUCUGUAUAACAACUGCAGGCGAAAGCGCAGUGCAUUUAUUGGAAGAUUGCCACAUUGGAGUAGAUGAUCAUCAAAGGGAUAAGAAACCACCUAAGCAAGAAAUUAAACGGAAGCAUGGUUUUUUCCAUAGAAGUGACUCCACGAUAAAGAAAGGAGGAGAGAAGCCACGAAAGCCAAGAAAAUCUCAGUCUGAGAGCUCUGGACAAAAUGGCCCUUUUGGACCCGUUAGACAGGUGAUAAAAAUUGCAGUUAUUGUAGGGUUUGGAAUAUUAGUUCUCCUCACCAGACAAAAAGAAAUCAGGAGAAAUGACAGAAAAUCGAAGGAGUUUUACUUCGCUAGUCCAGAUUUCAUGGAUCAGUUGGCAUCUUCAGAAGAAAAAUGGAGUCUAUUAACCGCAGAAGGAAAUUGAUUCAUCGCCUUCUCCCAAGACAAGGCUAACCUUUUGGCGAUCAUAAAGGAUAUAUCUGAUUGAAUUGCACUUUUGUUGAUAGUGAUAAUCUUGUAUUUUGGAAAUAAUGGUCUGGUCUGUCACUCUUUGGCAUUCAUCUAAACAUUUCUUUUCGUGCAUUUAGCAUGUUUUUAAAUAUUCUUUCUCCAUAGAUGUAAGACAAGCUGCUAUUUUGGUUAAUAAUGAGUACAUCAAAUCCUUCCUGUAGAUGAUUAAGGUUUAGAAUGGAAAUGAGAAUACAGAUUGCAGUAAA